This is a messenger RNA of Ananas comosus (pineapple), 1812 nucleotides long. RefSeq names its product pinin. The coding region runs from base 299 to 1549 and encodes 416 amino acids. The record is from RefSeq and is a predicted model, not a curated record. Lineage: Eukaryota; Viridiplantae; Streptophyta; Magnoliopsida; Poales; Bromeliaceae. Gene Ontology annotation, cellular component: catalytic step 2 spliceosome. The transcript is spliced from 11 exons.
CUAUGGCAGUCUCUCUCAAUCAACCGACCUCUCCCAUCCGUCCGCUCGAUCGCUCCCUCUCUCUCUCACUCUUCCAAGAAGAACUGAAGAAGCAAAGGCAGCGGCGAGCGGCGACAAGGCGCAGUUACCGGUAGCCGACGAGUGCGGAGAUCGAGCGAGCGGCCCCCCCUUCUCCCUUUCCCCUCUGCGUAGGCGAGCCAGCCCUCCAACCUCGUUCCUUUCUCCGUGCGUGUUUAUUGCUAGGGAACAAAAAUCCAUAAACUGGUACGGUAAACGCCCCUACUAGGGUCUACAGAGGAUGGCAAGCAGUGUCGUUGAGAAGACGGUGGAGGAGCUUCGCAAGGAGAUUCAAGAGCUCCAUCGCCAGCAACGAGAGAUCAGUGAGAGACUCCGAGACCCGAGAGGCCUCCGUCGCUCUGGUGUGGCCUCUGGCAGUCCCCGCCCAAUUGGAGGAGGUCCCCGCACUCGCAGUCUCAUUCGACCAGCGGUAGCGGCAGAAUCUGAGUACCAGCCACCACCUAAACGAAGGCUUUUAUCGACUGUUGUGAAGACUGAUGGAGAAGAGGAUAAAGUGGAUGACAGCGGAACAAAGGAUGAGAAGGAGCUCAUUGUAGAAGAAGAGGCUGAUGUUUUUGGGGGCAAAAAUAGCAAGCCAGCUGCUUCAAAUGCACAUGGCAAUGGCAGGCUCAGGCGGGAUGGCAAUCUGCAGUCACGAAAGAUAGACUAUGAUAUUCCUCCCCCUGAACCACUUCCUAGAGUAUUUCCAAAGGAUGAGGAUCCUAAGUUGGUCAAGAGGAAUAGAAGAAUGCUAGGGCAGCUUUUGGGCACGUUGGAGAAAUUUCGGGAAGAGGACAAGCAAUUAUCAUCUACGGAGGCUUUCAUGCGUAGAUCAGAUUCUUUACGAAGGGCUGAACAGAAGGCACAGGAGGAAAGUGAAAGGUUACGACAGCAAGAACGAGAACAAAUUGCAGAGAAACGCAGGCGUGAUUUGAUUCUGCGUGCUCGUGUUGCUGCUAAGGCCGAGCAAAAGAGGUUGGAGCUGCUGUUUAUUAUCUGGGCUGAGCAUCACAAGAAGCUAUCCAAUUAUAUAAGGACCAAGGCAGAGCCUCCUAUAUAUUACAUGCCAGCCAAACCGUUAAUUGAUGAUAUGACUAUCACUGAGCAGCAGAAAGAGCAGGUUCUCCUAGAGUGGAAGUCGGCUCGAAGGGCCGAGCUGUCUGAAUUUCAGAAGCAAAUCGAGGAGCAGUAUGUCACGAAUGUGGAGAAGGAGCUGGAACGAUGGCAGAAUGCUCGGAAUGCUAGGAGAGCAAACAAUGCUGCUAAUCUGCAGGAGACUAUGGAUAAGGAGCUAGAGACGCACAGGCUGGAGCAUGGUCCUAAGACUCGCAGGAUACCAGGAGACGAUGAUGACGAGGAUGUGGAGGACAUCGCCGCAGAGGAUGAGCUGAUUGAUGAGGUCCUUGAUGUCGCUGAGAGGAUUGAUACUGAUGCACCGCCCAAGCUAUUCCCUGCUGGUAAUGGAAGUCCUAUCCAGACCGAGUUGCAGUAGUUGUGCGGAGUGUAGCGAGGAGGUUGUAGAAUACUUUUCAGCUGCAUUUUGUAGUCGUGAUAAGCAUGCAUGUGUUUUUUAUAGAUCAUUGUAACUCUCCUAGAUUUCCUUGGUCUUGUUGGGAAAUUGGAUUGUAGCUGGUAUUCUAUAGUGAGGUAUGCUAUCUCUCCUUAUCCGUCAACCUCUGAUUAAGACGAUUUUACAUCGAGCAAUGCUAAUCUUAUACUGCUUCAUCCGAGGGCCCAUAUUGCCCUUUAAUCUUA